AAACUCAACAACAAAUCGAUUUGUCUCUGAGUUUCAGUGACAACCUUGAGAACCAGCAGUGUGUGUUGCGGGUCACUAAAGCUGCAGUGGUUUCUGUCCCUCAGCGUGUGGUGUUCUCUGCACGGAUCAGUCUUCAACCUGAUCCUGCUGCUGCUGCUGGCCUGUCACUCCAAAGCCGUCUUCUCAGAUCCCGGUAAGGUGCCUCUUCCCGACACGGCCAUCGACUUCUCAGACCUUCGCUCGCAGUCGACUCGGAUGAACGAGCGGGGCUGCGAGGGCUGGACGGUGUGCAGCCGCUGUGAAACCUACAGACCUCCCAGAGCGCACCACUGCCGCGUCUGUCAGAGGUGCAUACGCCGCAUGGACCAUCACUGUCCAUGGAUCAACAACUGUGUCGGUGAACUAAACCAAAAGUAUUUCAUCCAGUUUCUCUUCUACACUGGCAUGGCCAGUCUGUACUCCAUGGUGCUCGUGGUGUCGGCCUGGGUAUGGCGGAUAAGGAACGAGAGAGAUGGCGACGCAGAGACAGAAGGAGAGGAGACGCCCAGCAAACACCUGAUAGUCGCUCACUACAUCAUCCUGCUGGUGGAGUCUGUGCUGUUCGGUGUGUUUGUCAUGGUUAUCUUCUAUGAUCAGUUAAUCUCCAUCAUCACAGACGAGUCUCCGAUAGAGCAGAUGAGGAACAGACUGAUGAUCAAGGACAGAGGAGCCUCGUCUUCCUCCCCUACCUCCUCCUCACAGCUGCCUCACCCCCCCUCACACACCCGUAAGCCCAAGCUCGCUCUGCUGCGGGAGGUCUUCGGACGAGGUUCAGUCUUUUUUUGGUUUCUUCCUCUGCACUCCAGCCCUCCGUCCGUCGGCGGCGUCACCUACUCGGCACUGCCCGACUAUGACGUCUGACCUCUGGUCUGUGAGCGAGGAUGAGGUUUUGUGUGUGUGUGUUUACGUGUGAGAGUGAAUUUGCUGCCUAACUACGAUGUCUUAUCUUUGGCGAUGAAGAGGAAGGUGGACAAAGGCCGACAUAGGGGAUGAAUGAAGAGAGAGAGAGAAUAUGAGAUGAAUGUGUGUGUUUGUGGUUUCAUCCCCAGGAAAAGAAAAGUUCAGCCUCAGACUCAUGGAAAUCUGUUUCCUGUCUUUCCUGUAAUGAGGGAAAGACUCAUGUUCUGUCCCGACCGACAGACAGACAUACUUUACUCAUGUCUAUCUAUCUAUCUAUAAACGAACAACCAGCAUUCUCUUCUUAUUUAAACUUUUUAUUUUGAAAUUGACACAUUGUGUCGACUCUGGGGUUUGACUGAUACAGGUUUAGCAAACUGGAUAUUUUUACGUGUGUUCACAAAACGGCCAGAAGGUUAGAAGAAGAAAGAAAUUCCCCACAUGAGGCAUCAGUCCUGACACUUUGCAAAGCUUUUGUUCCAACUCUCUGAAAUACUGAGAAAUGGACAUGAUGACAAUUAGAAAAGAAAUCCAGAAAUGCCUGCACUGGUUUAUACAACUUACCACUAGGGGGACACUGUAAAUACGACCUCCUCGGUGAAGGUUGAAAUGGUACAAACAUUCACGUGUACUCGAAGCAAUCCACCUUCUUCCUUCUACUGUUUACCGCCAUCGCACAGCGCCUUCUACCGACGACCAAUCCUUGUUUACAAUGGUUCUGCUCAAAGCCGGUUCCAGGACGUCUGAAUGGAACCAGUUUCAGAACCAGAGCUGAUUCUUCGGAAAGUGUUAUUGUUCUUUGAGCAGCUUUGGGAAAGGGAGGACCCCUAGUGGUAGGACGAGAUACUUUGGUGGCGAUUAACCCACCGAUUUCUGGUUUUGAAGCUUUUAAACCCAAGUGUCAGUCGAACUCCAGCUGAUUUUAGUUUUUUUUUUACAAUGUGGGUUUGAGGGAUUUGACUUCUCACCAGUAUUUAUGCUAAGAGACGUUCAGGAGCAGAAAGCCUCGAUCUCUGACUGUAAACUGAUCGUUGAGAACUGUGACAGCUGAAAACACUGUUACUGAAUUUUGUUUUGUUCCCAAAAGAAAUUAUCUAUGUUGUUUUUUUUUUGUACAGAAUCAGAUUCUGUAUUUGUUGUUUGUUUUUCUCAAUUCUACUUAAUGUUGAAGUCAAGCUUUAAGAAAUGACUCGGGAUGCACUGAUGUGGAGUCUUGAAGGUGAUAUCAAAUAUUUUUCCAUCAGGUGAAUCUUAAACACUUUUGCCUGUAAUUGGUAAAUAACAGUGUGCUGUUAAAACUCAGUGAAGGGAUGAUUCUUAACUUAUUUAUUGUUUCUGAAUAUUCUGUGGAAUUUUCUGUGUCAAUUACUGUAUUUUUAUGUUACGGGUGAAGCUGCCUUUUUUACACUGAUGGGUUUAAAUUUGCUGCUUCGUUUUAUGUGGAUCUAUUGAAAAAUCAAAACAUUAAACUUUAGCCAAAGAUUAUCUUAAAUUUCACCAUGUACGCCAGGAAGUGUUUAAUUUGGCUGAAGAAGUUCUCACAUUUUUAUAAUAAAUAGAUAAGAACUACCUAAAAUGACAGAAAUCAUCUUUUGGCGUACAUACAGAUCUAUCAUUUAUUUUUUUGUGGUUCAUGUCCCAACCACUAACAUGGAGGAGGCAGGUUUUUAUGAUCAAUACUGCAGCCUGCCUCCAGGGGGCAAUCCAGAUAUUUUUGGCAGCUUCACCCACCAGUGUGUUUUCAUGAAUGUGUAUAUUGAUAUUCUGAAUUCUGUGUUUGACUUGGGUUUAACUGUUUCUGAUACACAAGGGAACUUUGUGUUACAGUGGGUUGUGUGACUUUAUCCAUUUUAACUAAGUUGUUGUGACGCUCCUUUAAAAACAACACAUUUCCUUAUUUGAAGUGACUUCAUCACUUGGACCAAUAUGGAUUUUUAAAAUACACUUUUCAUGUUUUCAAAGAAAAUCGAAUUCCUGAUAUUUACCGACGAUCUAUUUUAAGUUCAGUACAGUUUUCUUUUGCAAAAUUGGAUUCAUUUGCGAUUCACAACUACACAACUCAAAAGUGUCCGACACCUGACAGACAUUUCAAACUGAAUGUUCUUUGUCCAGGGGUGUGUUAACUAUCAGGGUACUGGCUCGCUUGUUUGACUCUGUUGAGAAAUGCAGUCGUUCUAUUUUAAUUGUAUCAAUGCCGAUCAAAGGGGUGCGCUUGUUUUCGUUUUGUCCACAUCUGUGCAGUUGCUUCCUUCCCACUGAUCCAAUCGAUCUCAUAAUUUGCGUGUCUCAAGAACAGUUUUUUAUUGCUACUUGGUUUGUGAUUUGACACGAUGCAUUCGAUAUUCACCGAGUUCGAACAAAUAGAAGACCAGCGCCGACUGAACUUUGGAUGAACAGCAGCUCGUUGUGUUACUUGCUGCAGCUCAAUCACCGCAGGUCACUUUCACAGUUUCAGAGAGAACGCUGCAACCAGCAUCAGCACAGUACACAGCCCGUUCUGAACAGACCGGUUUAGAAAGGAGGCUGCAACUACAAGCGACACUGCAACAUUGACUCGCCCGCAGGAGCAAAGCAAGCGCACCCCAUCAGCUGUUAAACUUGACAGCGGGAAGGAAUGUGUGAACAACUAAAGAGGGCAGGGAAUUAACUCUUAGCCACCAGCCAACAGAACGUCACACACGUUUGAAACUACUUCAAGAAUCAAUCAGGUUAUUUAGAAAACAAUGAAUGUUCAUGUUUUCCACACUCAGCUUCGCCUCCUAAAGAAUUUUCCUCAGCAGGAAAAACUUGAUGUUUGUUGGCUGAUUGGUCGAACAAGUUAGUUUCCCGCCCUCGUAACAAAACCAUAAAGAGUUUAAUAUCAUGUGGCUUCAUGAUGAACAAGUUUACAAACCGUGACCUGUGUAUUAUUCCUAUUGACAUGCUGCUCAUGCUCGUUCAACCGGAAGUAAAACUGAUGUCUUUUAAACUA
Paralichthys olivaceus (Japanese flounder) is the source of this 3907-nucleotide messenger RNA. Lineage: Eukaryota; Metazoa; Chordata; Actinopteri; Pleuronectiformes; Paralichthyidae. The record is from RefSeq and is a predicted model, not a curated record.